CCCAGGCUCCUAUCAGCACACAGAGAAUGCAAUGAUUCAUGGGACUUGUAGUGUCUUCUUAUCUCAGGGAACUACAACUCCCAGGUGACAUUACCAGCAGGAAACAGGAAGUAGAAGAGAAGCUCUGAGUGUAUUUUGUAGAAGGCCUCAGAAGAGAUCCAGAGAACAUCGGGAAUGGCGUCUGCUGCUCUAGGAGACGAGCUGAGCUGCUCCAUCUGCCUGAGCUUUUAUACGGAGCCGGUGUCACUGAGAUGUGGACACAACUUCUGCCGGGAUUGUAUUGUGAUUGUUCUGGAUAAACAGGAGCGGUCCGGAGUUUAUUCCUGUCCGGAGUGUAGAGAUGAGUAUGUAGAGCGCCCCACUCUGGAGAAGAACAGGAAGCUGUGUAACAUUGUGGAGAACUUCAGAUCUACACAACAAAAGGAAGAGAAAAGUGAGAUCCUCUGUACAUAUUGUGUGGAUUCUCCGGCAGUUGCUGUGAAGACUUGUCUACAUUGUGAGACUUCUAUGUGUGAUAAACACCUGACAGCCCACAACAAGGCGGUGGAGCAUGUGUUGAUAGAACCCACCUCGUCGUUCAGUAGUAAAAAGUGCUCCAUCCACAAGAAGCUUCUGGAGUAUUACUGCUCCGAGGACGCCGUCUGUCUAUGUGUGUCCUGCUGUCUGGUGGGGAAACAUAAAGGACAUGAAGUGGAACUUCUAGAUGAGGCUUUGGGGAAGAAGAAGGAGAAACUGAGAAAUGUUCUAGAAAAGAUGACCACAUCGAAAGAGACAACUGAGAAGAAAAUUCAGAAUCUACACGACCAGAAGAGAAAAGCACAAGAAGAACCAGACGAUGAGAAGAAGAGAGUCACUGCCCUGUUUGAGGAUAUCAGGAGACAGCUGGAGGUCCAGGAACAGAGAGUCCAGAGUGAGAUCUCCAGACAGGUAGAGGAGGUCUCAUUGUCGGUCACUUAUCUCACCAAACGGUUGGAGAUUCAGAAGGACGAGCUGUCCAGGAAAAUUGGUCACAUUGAGAAGUUGUGUAACAUGACCGACCCAAUAACUGUCCUACAAAAUCAGGAAUUGAAUGAAGGAGACCAGAAUGUGGAGGAAUCUUCUGUUCAUGAUCUGGACGAUUUUAUGAUCUCUCUUGUGUUGCACAGAUCUAUAACUGAUCUUGUCACUAAUAUGCAAUUAAAAGCCAACUUCAAUAUACAGGAUGCAAGAGAUCUGCUAUUGGAUAUUAAAACAGCCAAUGAAUUUGUGGAUUUAUCUGAUGACCUGAAAACAGCAUCCAACCCUGAAAAAAAAAAUCUUAGGCCGCUAUCACCGCAGAGAUUUACAUUAUACAAUCAGGUGAUGAGUAUUAAGGGAUUUUCUCAUGGGAGACAUUACUGGGAAGUAGAGGUCGGUGACUGUGGGAAUUGGGAUGUGGGUGUUUGCUAUCCCAGUAUAGAGAGAGAUGGAAAGGAGUCUAGUAUUGGGUAUAAUAACAGGUCCUGGAGUUUCCUCCAAUAUAAAAAUAAAAAUGCAUCUCUACAUGACUCUCAGGAACAGGUGUUAUACGCGGAGUCUCCUGUGCAGAGAUUGGGUUUGUAUUUGGAUUAUGAAGCCGGCCGUCUGUCCUUCUACCAGCUGAGCGACCCCAUCAGACAUCUUCACACCUUCACCACCACCUUCACCGAACCCCUCCAUGCUGUCUUCUAUGUGAAUUAUGGAGCCUGGGUGAAGCUGGUAUCUCCAGCGUUUCCUAUAAAACCAUAAUUUUCAACAUACAGUGGAACCUCGGAUUGCGAGUAACGCCGUUAACUAGCGUUUCGCAAUAC
Molecule: messenger RNA, 1808 nt
Organism: Rana temporaria (common frog)
Lineage: Eukaryota; Metazoa; Chordata; Amphibia; Anura; Ranidae
Product: E3 ubiquitin-protein ligase TRIM39-like
Exons: 2
Coding region: 175-1746 (523 amino acids)
Molecular function (GO): zinc ion binding; protein binding
Source: RefSeq, a predicted model, not a curated record